Molecule: messenger RNA, 1944 nt
Organism: Phialemonium atrogriseum
Lineage: Eukaryota; Fungi; Ascomycota; Sordariomycetes; Cephalothecales; Cephalothecaceae
Product: T-complex 11
Exons: 3
Coding region: 1-1944 (647 amino acids)
Source: RefSeq, a predicted model, not a curated record
AUGAGCGAGCAAAGGCAUGGCGGUGGCGGUGGCAUUGAGAGCGGACACUUCUCCGCCCAUACAAGAAACAAGUCGAUCGAAAACGAAACCCUAACAGCAGAGGCGGCUGUCGAGACGAGAACCUCACCCCCUGAGCCUGAACGCCAGACCAUCCUCCCCGGCCAGAGCCAACAACCACUUGCCCCCCGGCGCCUCUCGACUAAUACGCCGACUCCUGCUCCGUCCUCCUCUUCAAGCACAGAUCGUCGUCAGUCGCGGCCUCAAAAGCUAGAACCCCCUGUCACAAAGGCGACCUUGAGCGAGCUGGACGUGAACAAGAUCAUCCACAACCCAAAACUACGCCAUGAUAUCAACUAUGACCCCGAGCUCCAUUUCCGUCCCAACUUUGACGGCGAAAAAGGGCGGAGAAAGCAAGAAAAGGCAAACCAGUUUUGGAGAGCGCUGUCAGAGCAGCUCCAACUGUUUGUUCUUGAUCCAGAGGCGUUCAGGGACCAUUUUGGGCACAAUGGAGAGUGGUGUCUGCCCCUGUUGCUGAAGUCCGUCAGGGAGAUAAUCCAGACACUCGUGCCACAGAAGGAUCGCGAAGUCCUGGACGAGGGCCUGAAUGUCGAGCUUUUGAUGCAGCAGUUCAAUAGGGGCGUUGCCGACCUGGAGAAACUGGCCUCGUGGCUCUCGGCCAUUUUGAAGCGCCACUGUGCCCCGAUGCGGGACGAGUGGGUUGACGAGAUGUACAACGAACUAAGCAGGGGCAACCGCAAUAACGACAUUGCCGAGCUCGUCAAGGGAAUGCGUACGCUUCUGAGCAUUUUGGAGGCAAUGAAGUUAGACGUCGCGAACCACCAGAUCCGAUCCCUGCGCCCUGUCCUGAUCGAGGAUACCGUGCACUUUGAGCAGAGGUUCUUCAUCAAAAAGGUCCAAGGCGGCAGGAUCAGCAUCGAUGCGGCAAGGGCAUGGUACCAGAGGGCACAGGACACUGCCGCGCAGGAAAGUUUAGAUCGUCCUCUUGUUUGCUCCCUGUCGUUCGGCGAGACGGCUGUUUUCUUUGGUGCCCUCUCAAAACUCGUCCUCCCGUCCACUCCGGUUGAGAGUUCCAGCUCCGGUGCCCAGCAAAACACCCUCCCAAACACCUUUCUCUUCGACGAGGACCGCUUCAUGAAGCUGCGAUCCGACAUGCACGACAGCAUCUGCCUCGAAAUCUGCAUGCGCCAAUACGAGGAACUCGAGGCGAUGGCGAGAUUCCCAGUCAUUGUCCCUUUCGGGGAAUUCGACCACGGUGCCGCCGCUCAGACCUCGAGGCCGUCGAGUUUUGUCUGGAGUGAUAGUGGGUCGACAAACCCAUCUCCCCGGAAUUCAGGAUGCCUCUUCGGGCUGCCGACUGGGGAUUCAGUCGAGCCGAGCCCGAGGACGCGUGGUCUCUACACUUCCCUGCUCGCCCUCCUCCACACCGCCCCGCCAGCCCCGCGUCCUGCUCAGCGAUGGCAUGGACUGUCUCAAGCCAUGGCCCUUCAGAUUCUGCGCUACGUCAACGUGCCACACAUCACCUCUUCCGAGUUCGAGGAGCACCUCAAGAGGAAGCUGGGCAAUUUGGAGGGGGACGCGUUUAGAGAGGUUGAGGAGUCUUUCCACAAACGCUUGUUGUCGGAACUGGCGACUCGCGUGAAAGAGUACAAGAACCUUUCCGGCGUUGGACUAUUCUCGCAUGCCACUGGAGGCCGAAUCAACGCACCCGGACGCACUUGGGAUUCUGGGCGAGACAAGGGCCGCCGCGGACGCGACGUGCUCGACAGCAACGGUUCCGUCCGGGAGCCCCGGGACGACGGCGGCGUCGAGGAUAUGGCUACACGCAUGGCUCACCUAGGGAUACUCCACUGGAGAGUCUGGGCGCCACUGGUAUACACUGGGGAUAUUCAGGGCGGGUGCGAAAUGACCACUGGAAGUGUAUGA